Anarrhichthys ocellatus (wolf-eel) is the source of this 4358-nucleotide messenger RNA. It is a transcript of the gene skor2, whose product is annotated as SKI family transcriptional corepressor 2. Lineage: Eukaryota; Metazoa; Chordata; Actinopteri; Perciformes; Anarhichadidae. Gene Ontology annotation, molecular function: SMAD binding; RNA polymerase II cis-regulatory region sequence-specific DNA binding; DNA-binding transcription factor activity, RNA polymerase II-specific. The record is from RefSeq and is a predicted model, not a curated record. The transcript is spliced from 9 exons. Gene Ontology annotation, cellular component: nucleus; transcription regulator complex; cytoplasm. The coding region runs from base 196 to 2601 and encodes 801 amino acids. Gene Ontology annotation, biological process: negative regulation of BMP signaling pathway; negative regulation of transcription by RNA polymerase II.
CAGUCGGUACCGAUCCCACGUGUUUCUUCGGAUACAACUCAGUGAGACCUGGUCGUUCGUGAGAUAAAAAUGAGUUUUUUAAAGCUGUGUAGGAUAAAUCGAUUUCUCUCGUGACGGGGAUAUUUUUUGACUCGGUGGCCGUUUUAAGGAGUAUUCUCGGGAGUCAGAGGUCGUACAAACAGUUUUCCUCCAAGUAUGGACAAGACCCAUCUUUCGAGCACUAAUGACAUCAUAAUGACGAGCUCAACAGGCCCCUACCAGCAGGAAGCCCGGACACCACCCAGACCUGCCCAUCUCCACUCCUCAUCUUCUUCCUUAUCCUCUCCCUCUCCGUCCUCUUCCUCCUCACCCCUCAAGCCAAACCAGGUCGGCCAGGUCAUCCUAUACGGCGUUCCCAUUGUAUCGCUGGUCAUUGAUCACAAUGAGAGACUUUGCCUGGCGCAGAUUUCCAACACACUCCUCAAGAACUACAGUUAUAAUGAGAUUCAUAAUCGUCGCGUGGCACUGGGCAUCACCUGUGUCCAGUGCACUCCGGUUCAGUUGGAGAUUCUUCGUCGGGCCGGUGCCAUGCCCAUCUCGUCGCGCCGCUGUGGCAUGAUCACCAAGCGUGAAGCCGAGCGCCUCUGCAAGUCCUUCCUGGGAGAGAACGCACCGCCCAAACUGCCUGACAACUUUGCCUUUGACGUGACACACGAGUGCGCCUGGGGCUCCCGCGGUAACUUCAUCCCAGCACGCUACAACAGCUCCAGGGCCAAGUGCAUCAAGUGCUCUUUGUGCAACAUGUACUUCUCCCCAAAUAAGUUCAUUUUCCAUUCCCACCGCACACCAGACGCCAAGUACACCCAGCCCGACGCUGCCAACUUCAACUCCUGGCGACGACACCUCAAACUCUCUGACAAAAUCCCGGCUGAUGAGUUAGCCUUCGCAUGGGAAGACGUCAAGGCUAUGUUCAACGGAGGCAGCCGGAAGAGAGCGCUGCCCUCUUCGUCCCAUUGUUCCUCCAUGGGUUCUAUGAAGUCUCUCCAUGGUUCAGGAGUGCCUCACAUGAUGGGACCUGAUCUGGUUGCUCAGAAAAGAGCCCGCUUCGAGGACGACGAUGACAUGGAUGGGGGCGGUCUGUCUCCCCGUAAGGCACCACGUAGCUACCCUGUCAUCCCUGUCCCAAGCAAAGGCUUCGGCAUGCUACAGAAGUUCCCUCCCACGUCGCUCUUCCCCUCGCCUUAUCCCUUCCCGGCAUUCGGUCUCUGCCAGCAGAAAAAAGAUGACAGUGAUGUUUCAGGUGGCCAGAAAGGAACGGGGUUGUCGGGUCUCUUAUGGCCUGGCCGCAAAGACACCUUUUAUCCUCCUUUCUGUAUGUUUUGGCCACCAAGGGCAGCAGGAGGGAUCCCUGUCCCCACCUACCUCCAGCCUCAACCCAACGCCCUCUCCUCCCUGGCAGACAACCCGUCUCUCAGACAGGCCUUUUUGGAUCUCUCAGACCCCAGCGAGCCUGGAACUGUAGCUGGCAGCGGCAACAGUGUCAGCGCAACCAUGGCCCCCGGCAGCGGGACUACAACAACCAGAUCCGGGCUGUUUGACCCAGAGUGUACAACAGUAGCCCCUGACCUUCGCCCCGUGACGUCAGAGGGCUGGCUCAAACUCCUGGACACGCCCGCCCUCCAAACCAGGAAGCCGAGCUACGGCUCGGCCUUCCGACCCGUCGUUAAGGAUGCCGAGAGCAUCGCCAAGCUCCACAGCAACGGCGGAGCAGUCGCUGGGACAACAGAUGAGGACUUUGUCGUGGUCGCCAGGUCAGACCGCCACCAGCGGCUCUCGCCCAGCAGCAGCUGCAGUUACGGAAGUGACAGUGGAGGAGAUGGAGAGGCGGAGGGAAUGGAAAGCGAGGAGGAGGGGGAGGUGGACGUGGAGUCGUCGAAGCAAGAGGACGAGGAUGAGGAAGGGACCUUCGCAAACAGGCCGCCGCAGGCCCAGACCAACCUGUACCUCCCCGCAUUGAGUGAGGAGAGGGGGAAGGAGAGAGGGAGUGGCGCUGUGUACACCAGCACCUCCCCUCCCUCCUCCUCGGACCCCACCCAGCAGGAGCCCUCCAGCCUGCCUGCCUCCCCGACUGCGAGCCUGCCUCUCUCCAGCUCCACCCCGCCUCACCGACAGGACCCGGCUUACAAAAACGCUCACAAAAAUAGAGACGAAGGACUACCAGCGUACGCAACCAAAGACAACUCCAGCAUCUCUGAUGAAAACAAAGAGCAGAAUAGUUUCUUUGUGCCGGAGAGUGAAACCUCGGCGCCCGAAUACUGGAGGGAAAGCUCAGGUGAUCGAAGCCAAGGUGCUACCUCUCCUGUGCCGCUAAAGAAGGAUGUCGAGAACAUGGAGAAAGAGGAGCUCCAGAAGGUUCUGCUGGAGCAGAUCGACUUCCGGAGGAGACUGGAGCAAGAGUUUCACGCUCUGAAGGGCACCUCACCAUUUCCUGUCUUCCAUAAUUUCCAAGACCAGAUGAAACGAGAGCUCGCCUACAGAGAGGAGAUGGUUCAACAGUUACAGAUGAUUCCCUACGCAAACAUCAUCAGAAAAGAAAAGAUCAGCUCCCAUCUAAACAAAUAGCUAAACGCCUGAACCCACAAACUCCCAUGUGAGAGGAAGCAGCUGUCUGGAUUUCUGUGAAUACCCCAAGAAGAAGAAAACAAAAACACUCACAUGAAAACCGACAGAGAAAUAUAGGAGAGAGAGACUCAAACAGAAAGGAAAAUUACGUUAUAUGAAAUAUAAGUACUUUUUUAAGUUUUCCUUCAACAGUGUUUUUUCUGCCUCUGCAGUACAACCUCUGUUAAUAGCCCUGCACUUAAACUCUGUCUGGUACAAACAGCAUUUUGACCAGUUUCUACUGCCGUGCUGUAGCACACUGGCUUCCUCCCGGUUUCCUCUCCCCUGCGUCCAGUUUAUUCCCCGAACUGAAAUGGGCCAAAACUGUUGACUAAUGGGGAAACAGAAUGACUCCUCCUCUUUUCAUCAUUGCUGCUUUGGCAGUCAGACUCAAAGCUUUACCCAACCCGGACCAAAGCGACCACAACCUUUCUGGUCUUUUGUGAAUUUUAGGGCUGUUGACGAGCACCAGGAAGGCAGCUGUAGACUUUGUCAGAAAACUCUUCUUUUCCGAGCUCUCAACAGAUGAAGAGCAAGAGGAGAGAGUCAUAGAGAGAGUAAGACUGGCCGUUAUCGUCUAUGACUCUGACUGCUGCCGGCCCAACUGUACAUACACCACACUGUGGAUGAGGACAGACUUCACACUGAGAUUGUCGUGUGUUGUUAUUGUUGUUGCCUUUGUUUCACCAAAUGGGGUCCCUGAAGAGAAACCAACACACCAACCUUUAUAGACUGGCAACAGGGAUUCCCCUCAUCAUGUCCAGUCGUGUUUAUUGACCAAAACAAACUCCCAUGUGAACACAAAUCAGCAUUACCACCGUUUAUAUUGUGGAGGGUGUGAGUCAUUACUGAUGAGGAUAGAUGUUGGUGGGGACUUGAUGCGCCCAUGUUUAGUCUGUUAGAUGACCCAACUUGAAUAUGCCAUGAAGAACAAAAUAAUAGGGGAAAAGUACUGGUGUUUUAGGUUUUAAAGUAUUAAUACAGGGUGGUAUCACAAAAAGGGCAUAACUAAUUUUACAGUGGCAGAACAGUUCAAUAGUUUCAGUAUUUGGGAGUGACCAAAACAAAAGGCUACGUGGUAUUGUGUUCAAUGUUGCUGCACUGAUUAUUUUUCACCUUUUUAUUGAUACAGGAGGAGAAUCCUUUGGUCAAAGCCACCCUUAAGAUACUUUUAGCCUCCACCCAUAUUUCUAUCCUUCAUCGCACAUGCUUCACCUCCACCCAGAGGUGAAGGUGAUAUUGCCACCAUCAGCUAGAUAUGUGGGAUGUCUCCAGAUGGUGAAUCGACUAGUAAAGGCCAAUUCUGUGUACUUGUUUGCUCUCCAAAUGAGUCUCUGGUUCCGCAAGUGUGUCAGUGUUGUAUAUCUACUUGUAAAUGAUUUCACCUGACUGUAUAAAAUGUCGUAGUGAGAAUACUGAACCUCACAGGCAGUCUAUCUAUAUGUGUUUGUUUGUUUAUUUAUUUGAGUACCAGGGCCUAAGACCCUGAUUGUGAAAAUAUUAUUUAUUAUAAUGUUAAAAGAAAUAGACAGCAACAUGUUGUUGAUGACGACGAUGAUGAUGGUGCAGUCAAGUGUAUGUCAGAGAGAAUUAAAAUGAGAACUCACCCACCUUGUUUAUAGAAUGCAAUGAAUGAAUGGAUAAAGUUGUCAUUUACUGAGAGAAAUGGUAUCAUUAUAAACUGUUAAUGCAGAUGUAUUUAAAUAUGUUCUUGUAGU